AUGUACACCACCACGGUAACACGGCACGAGGGGAAGAAGGAAGCGUUGGAGAAGGACGUGGAACCACUUCCAGUGCCGAGAGAACGAACCCCGGCUAGCCAGCCGAUAAUAUGGCGAAAUGUGAUUGGUAUCAUUGUGCUUCAUUUCCUCGCCGUUUACGGUUUCGUGAGCGGUUAUCGAGAUGCCAAGUUCUGGACGUGGAUUUGGAACAUCGCGUACGGUUUGACGACUGGUUUCGGAAUAACGGCGGGAGCUCAUCGGCUCUGGGCGCAUAAGAGUUACACCGCCAAGAUCCCUCUGCGAAUCUUUCUCGCUUGCUUGUACUGCAUGGCUGGCCAGACUCGUUUCUACAAUUGGAUACGAGACCACAGGACGCACCACAGAUACACGGAAACACCGGCAGACCCGCACGACGCGACUCGCGGAUUUUUCUUCUCUCACAUCGGCUGGCUGAUGGUUAAAAGGCACCCGGCCGUAAAGGAGUACGGCAGUAAAGUCGAUAUGAGCGACAUCGUCGCGGAUCCUGUGCUGAGAUUUUUCGACAGGUAUUACGAGGUCAUUAUGCUCUCGCUCUGCUUUGUGCUGCCGAUACUGUUGCCGGUGCUGGUGUGGGACGAAACGUUGUUCAUAAGCGUUCAUGCGGCGUUCAUUCGCUACGUCUGGUCGUUGCACGCCACUUUCGUCGUGAACAGUUUCGCCCAUAUGUGGGGAAAUCGACCGUAUAACAGGCAAGUUUCAGCUACCCCGGGUCGCUAUCCCGUCGAUCACAGAGAGGGUGGGAGGGUCAAGCCGACGGAGAAUCCCACCGUGUCCUUCUUCGCACUGGGCGAAGGCUGGCACAAUUACCAUCAUUCUUUCCCGUGGGAUUACAAGGCUGCGGAACUGGGCGCGUACGGCCUGAACGCGACCACCGCGUUCAUAGAGCUGAUGGCGCUCGUAGGCUUGGCGUACAAUUUAAAAACACCGAGCAAAGAGCUGGUCGAUCGAACAACGCUGAAGAAGGGCGACGGGACGAACAGCCUUUGGGGAAAUCACAGACACUGA
Molecule: messenger RNA, 1044 nt
Organism: Heterotrigona itama
Lineage: Eukaryota; Metazoa; Arthropoda; Insecta; Hymenoptera; Apidae
Source: the annotation of a GenBank genome assembly